Molecule: messenger RNA, 1639 nt
Organism: Biomphalaria glabrata
Lineage: Eukaryota; Metazoa; Mollusca; Gastropoda; Planorbidae
Exons: 13
Coding region: 510-1505 (331 amino acids)
Cellular component (GO): extracellular region
Source: RefSeq, a predicted model, not a curated record
ACAGUAUCGCUAUUGUUUACAUUGUUGUGUCUGUCUUGUUGUUUGUUUUAUGUUGUUGUUGUUUUGUUCUUAUAUUUAUUUAGUAGAAUCAAGAUCUGGUGACCAUGGAACGAAUCCAUCCCCUGUACCAAUACAAUGCCCGUGGCUGGGCUCAUAAUGUAGAUAACAGACAGAAUUGGCCCUACCACUGGGCGUUGAUUGAGUCAGAGAAAGCUGACACAACCUUGAACCCACAGAGAAGUCUCUCGGCAUCAGAGUUGCAAAUAAGAGAGAUGCCACAUCGAUAUGCUAAUGGUAUUGAGAACAGGUCUUAUGCCUGGUACACAUACAGAGACGGCGUUGGAAGAAUCCUGGUACGUCAGAGCACAGUCACCACCCCCCAUAGUGGCCCCGUCACACACUCAAACGCCAUGAGGGAGUGUCAAGGCUGGGACGGAGCUUACCUCUGUUUGUAGACUAAUUAGCAGGUGAUAAGAGUUGCUGCACAGAAGAAACUUACAAAACUUAAAAUGGGAGCAUCAGAUAUUAGUAAGACCAUCAGUGGAGAUGGCACCGACUUAAAACAGUUUCGCCAAGAGGCACUCGCAGCGCACAACAACAGACGUUCCAAACAUGGAGCCCCGGCACUGAAACUUAGUGAAGACCUGAACAACUACGCCCAAAGCUGGGCCGAACACCUCGUCAAGACCAACACCUUUGCCCACAGUAAGUCAAUGCUAAAUGGAUCCAGGAUCGGAGAAAACAUCGCUACCAAAUGGGCCACCGGAGGAGCGGAUAUUUCUGGUGAAGAGGUUACAGAAAUGUGGUACCGGGAAAUUAAAGACCAUAAUUUUUCUUCAGAGAACAAUCCAAACUCUGGCCACUUCACCCAAGUUGUUUGGAAGGGUACAACUGAGCUAGGCAUGGGCAAGGCCAAGAGCACAGAAGGCAAUGUCAUUGUUGUGGGCAGCUACCGCCCACCCGGCAACAUGAAGGGCGCAUUCGGUCAGAACGUUUUGCCAACAAAAUUACAGAUAAAUCCUGUCAGAAUGUCCAACAAUCAGUUGAGCGAGUUCCGCAAAGACGCCCUGAGAGCGCACAACGAAAAGCGGGCGAGACAUGGCGCCCCAGCGCUCAAACUAAGUGAUGACCUCAAUAAAUACGCCCAAAAUUGGGCAGAGAAAUUGGCCGCAGCAAAUCAACUCGAGCACAGCCCAUGUAAACUGAAUGGAGAGACACUUGGGGAAAAUGUGGCGACGAAAUGGGCAAGCAAUGGAUCAGAGAUGUCAGGUGACGAUGUAACAGACAUGUGGUACAGUGAGAUCAAAAAGCACAACUUCGCAUACGAACAAAACAGUGGAACAGGUCACUUUACACAACUUGUUUGGAAGUCUACCACUGAGUUCGGUAUUGGUAAGGCCAAGGCCAAAGGUUUCUCCGGAGGUGUUUACGUGGUAGGAAGCUACAGGCCGGCGGGUAACAUGCUGGGAGAGUAUCUACAAAAUGUUCAACCGCCCAAGCAAUAGUAAAAGUUUGGAAGUGUUGAAGUAGCAUUGAGUCAACGGAACAAUUAUAUACCAAAAUUUUUAAUUAUAAUAUGAAUCUCUCUCUCUCUCUCUUUCUCUCUCUCUCUCUCUCUCUCUCUCAUCUCUUUCUCUCA